Staurois parvus is the source of this 257-nucleotide messenger RNA. The record is from the annotation of a GenBank genome assembly. NCBI's taxonomy places the organism in Eukaryota, Metazoa, Chordata, Amphibia, Anura, Ranidae.
AUGGGCACAGGUGGGUGGCACUGAUGGGCACAAGUAGGUGACACAGGUGGGUGGCACCGAUGGGCACAGGUGGGUGGCACAGGGGCGGACUGACAACUCAUGGGGCCCCCCGGGUAAUAGGGGAUCAUGGGGCCCCUGUGUCCUUGCCCAAACUCAAAAAAGCCUAUGAAAAAGGUACCAGGGGCAUCUCAUGGGGCCCCCUACUGACCCCGGGCCAUCGGGCAGUGCCUGAGUUUCCAAAUGGUCAGUCCGCCCCU